Molecule: messenger RNA, 2053 nt
Organism: Cydia splendana
Lineage: Eukaryota; Metazoa; Arthropoda; Insecta; Lepidoptera; Tortricidae
Gene: Tdc2
Product: tyrosine decarboxylase
Exons: 11
Coding region: 79-1962 (627 amino acids)
Biological process (GO): amino acid metabolic process
Cellular component (GO): cytoplasm
Molecular function (GO): pyridoxal phosphate binding; carboxy-lyase activity
Source: RefSeq, a predicted model, not a curated record
UGUGGUCGUCGAGUCAGCCGGAGGCCUUCGCGGCGCUGACACCGCACUCUGCUCCGCGGGAAAUUAUAAAGUUUCGAGAUGGAUACGGAAGAGUUCAGGGUUCGGGGGAAGGAGAUGGUGGAUUACAUAUGUACGUACAUGACGACGCUGCGUAAGCGGCGCGUGACGCCGUCGGUGGAGCCGGGCUACCUACGCGCCGCGCUGCCGGCCGAAGCUCCUCAGCACCCUGAGGACUGGGACAAGGUUAUGGACGACGUGGAGAAGAAGAUCAUGCCCGGUGUCACGCACUGGCAGCAUCCGCGCUUCCACGCCUACUUCCCUUCGGGCAACGCGUAUCCGUCUAUCUUGGGCGAUAUGCUGUCUGCUGGCAUCGGAUGCAUUGGAUUCUCAUGGGCGGCAAGCCCGGCCUGCACAGAGCUGGAAAUCAUUAUGCUGGACUGGAUGGGUAAAGCGAUCGGUCUGCCGCCGGCGUUCCUCGCACUCGAACAAGGGAGUAAUGGCGGCGGCGUUAUUGAGGGUUCAGCGAGCGAAUGCGUGCUGGUAUCCAUGCUCGCCGCCCGCGCCAACGGCAUCAAACGGCUCAAACACCAGUUCCCCAACGUGGACGAAGGUCUCCUGCUCUCCAAGCUCAUCGCCUACUGCUCCAAGGAAGCCCACUCGUGCGUCGAGAAGGCCGCCAUGAUCUGCUUCGUCAAACUACGCAUUUUACAGCCCGAUGAGCACGGCUCGCUGAGGGGCGAGACACUCAAGGAGGCGAUGGAAGAAGACGAAGAGGCCGGCCGCGUGCCGUUCUUCGUAUCCCUGACGCUGGGCACCACCUCGUGUUGCUCGUACGACGACCUGCCCGGGGUCGGCCCCAUCGUGCGCAAGUACCCCUGCGUGUGGCUGCAUGUCGACGCGGCCUACGCGGGCUCCGCGUUCCUCUGUCAGGAGCACAAACACCACCUGGCCGGGGUCGAGUACGCGGAUAGCUUCAACACCAACACUAACAAGCUCAUGCUCACCAACUUCGACUGUUCGCUGUUGUGGGUUACCAACAGAUACCUGCUAACAUCAGCGUUAGUAGUGGACCCACUGUACCUCCAGCACUGCUACGACCACACCGCCAUCGACUACCGCCACUGGGGCAUCCCGCUGAGCCGGCGCUUCCGCUCGCUCAAGCUGUGGUUCAUGCUGCGCAGCUACGGCAUCAGUGGCCUGCAGCGCUACGUGCGUCGCCACUGCGAGUUGGCCAAGUACUUCGAGCAACUGGUUAGAAAGGACGACCGGUUCGAGGUCUGCAACAAAGUCACGCUGGGUCUCGUAUGCUUCCGGCUAGUGAGCGGCGGCGAGACUCCGUUGGAGCAAGACGAGAUCAACAAGAAACUCCUGACCACAAUGAACGCGUCCGGAAAAAUCCACAUGGUGCCUGCGAAUGUGCGCGAUCGCUUCGUCAUCCGUUUCUGUGUUGUGGCGCAACACGCUACACGCGAAGACAUCGAAACUGCGUGGGAUAUAAUAACGGACUUCGCUACAGAACUUCUCGAAGGACCAGAUAAAGAAAGGGAUCUCAACGAGGAGCGUGCUCGACGGCACCGCGCCGCACUCGCCCACAAGCGUUCGUUCUUCGUGCGCAUGGUCAGCGACCCAAAGAUCUACAAUCCGGCCAUCAACAAGACCCCGCCGCCCGUGCCCGCCACGCCGGGGUCGCCGCCCCCCGCGCCCGCGCCGCAGACCCCCGACACGCCGGGCGACGCCGGCGUGCAGCUUGAACCGCCCACGCCAAAACCAGCAUCCUGGAUCAGCUGGCCGCUGGCGUUCUUCUUCCAGAGCGUUGACCACGACGCGAACGAUUUACCAUUAAGGUUCCGUCACCUGGACACGAUGGUGCGGCUGAAGAGCCCCGGCGCGGCGGCGGCGGGGCGGCGCGGCUCGUCGCCCGGCGCCUCGCCCGAGCGCCGCGCGCCCUCGCCCCAGCACUGACCCCGCUACUCGCCCGCGUAAACCAAUAAACUACUUCAGCAUUCAUCCCUGUUUCAUUCACUAUCAAAAUAUAUUCACUGUUAGUGUUGUA